AUGGAUCUCACCGACGACGAAAUUUACAAAACGGUUGUGAAUAUCUUGCAGCCACUCGUUUUAAGCAACGAGGAUUAUGCAAGCAUAAUGAACAGGAUGCUUGAUGCGAUGGUUCGUGGUCUUAAUUUAAAGACCAGGGAAUCAUCUUCCAUCAAAAUGUAUCCUUCAUUCGUAACAAGAUUCCCAACUGGUAAAGAAAAGGGACAAUUUUUGGCUUUGGAUCUCGGUGGCACUAAUUAUAGAGUUCUUCUUGUCACUCUUGCUGGUGGUGUUCAUCCUAAAAUUGACGAACGAACAUACGCUAUUCCAAAGGAGAAGAUGGUUGGAACUGGCCAGGAUCUUUUUGGCUAUAUUGCUUCGACUCUCCAAAAUUUCCUCAAACGUUAUAAUUUAGUGGAUACUCCCCUUCCACUUGGAUUUACCUUUUCAUUUCCCUGUGAACAACACGCCCUUGAUAAGUCAAUUCUUGUUCGUUGGACUAAAGGAUUCAACGUUCAUGAUGCCGUCAAUGCUGAUGUCUGCAAGCUUCUCCAAGAUGCUACUGAUGGUCUUAAAGUGAAGUGCGUUGCUGUUGUGAAUGACACCGUUGGAACUUUGGCCUCAUGUGCUUUGGAAGACCCCAGCUGUGCUAUUGGUCUAAUUGUUGGUACUGGUACUAAUGCUGCCUAUAUUGAAAAGAUCGAGACUUGCGAAUUCAUGAAAAAAUUGGAGAGCGAGAAACCCGUCUAUCGUCCCAAAGAAGAGGAUAGCGUUGUUAUCAACAUGGAAUGGGGAGCAUUUGGUGAGGAGGGUGAGCUUGAAACUUACCUCACCGAAUUCGACCUGGAACUGGACAACGCUAGUCUACAUCCUGGUAAACAAGUUUUUGAGAAGAUGAUAUCUGGAAUGUACCUCGGUGAGCUUGUCCGAAUCAUCCUUGUUCACCUAGUGAAACGUCAACUACUCUUUCGAGGAGAGAUGCCCGAAGUUCUAACCAAACCUUGUAGCUUCCUCACAAAAUUUGUUACAGAGACUGAGCGUGAUCCUUCUCACUUGUUCUACAGUACCCAUUCCGUCUUGACUGAGGAUUUGGAGAUCCCGAUUGUCGAUCACAUCGAUGACCGAGUUGUCCGAAUUGUUUGUGAAGCCGUUUCCAAACGAGCUGCUUAUCUUGCUGGGGCUGGUAUUGCUGCCUGUAUGCAUCGUUUGAAUCGUCGAAAGGUUACUAUUGGUAUUGAUGGCUCUCUCUAUAAGUUUCAUCCACGUUUCCGUGAACGCAUGACUGACAUCAUUGACAAACUAAAGCCUGAAGGUGUUCAAGUAAGUUUCAUUUAA
Rodentolepis nana is the source of this 1314-nucleotide messenger RNA. Lineage: Eukaryota; Metazoa; Platyhelminthes; Cestoda; Cyclophyllidea; Hymenolepididae. The record is from the annotation of a GenBank genome assembly.